AUGUCUGGAGGGGUGGGCAAAGGUGGUGAUAGAGGAGAGGAGCCAGGAUCCUUGCAGGGUGGGCAGCAACAGUCCAUGCCCGGCGCAGGCCACUGCAAGUGGUUCAAUGUGCGGAUGGGCUUCGGGUUUAUAUCCAUGACUAGUCGUGGGGGAACUCCCGUAGAUCCUCCUAUGGAUGUAUUUGUUCACCAAAGCAAACUGCACAUGGAGGGCUUUCGCAGCCUGCGGGAGGGAGAGCCACUAGAGUUUACUUUCCAGAGGUCCCUCAGGGGCCUGGAGUCUGUACAAGUCACGGGCCCCGAGGGAGGCCCCUGCUCGGGCAGUGAGAGGAGACAGAAACCCAAGCCCCCAGCCCCGCAGCAGAGAUGGAAGCCAAAAGGAGACCGAUGCUAUAACUGUGGAGGACUAGACCACCAUGCCAAAGAGUGUGGCCUGCCGCCCCAGCCAAAGAAGUGCCACUACUGCCAGAGCGCGACGCACAUGGUGGCCCACUGUCCGCACCGCCCCCUCGGCCCCUUGUCUCCUGGCCCUACCACAGCCACUCAGGGAAGACGCACUACUGUGGACCAGUACCCCGGUACCUUUACCACCACCUCCUACAGCCCCAGUCCCAGGCAGGGAAACAGGCACUCCCAGCCCCCUCAGGACAGUUCCUCCCCCCUCAGCAAGUCCUCUAGCAAGUCCUCCAGCUCUCCGGAAGACCCGGCACAGAUCCAGAGGAGAUCUGGAGUGCACCACAGGUGGAAACAAUCCUGA
This is a messenger RNA of Salvelinus namaycush (lake trout), 756 nucleotides long. RefSeq names its product protein lin-28 homolog A-like. NCBI's taxonomy places the organism in Eukaryota, Metazoa, Chordata, Actinopteri, Salmoniformes, Salmonidae. Bases 1 to 756 code for a protein of 251 amino acids. Gene Ontology annotation, molecular function: zinc ion binding; nucleic acid binding. The transcript is spliced from 4 exons. The record is from RefSeq and is a predicted model, not a curated record.